Messenger RNA from Onychostoma macrolepis, 2184 nucleotides. It is a transcript of the gene ldhd, whose product is annotated as lactate dehydrogenase D. The coding region runs from base 126 to 1592 and encodes 488 amino acids. The transcript is spliced from 11 exons. Gene Ontology annotation, molecular function: D-lactate dehydrogenase (NAD+) activity; FAD binding; D-lactate dehydrogenase (cytochrome) activity. NCBI's taxonomy places the organism in Eukaryota, Metazoa, Chordata, Actinopteri, Cypriniformes, Cyprinidae. The record is from RefSeq and is a predicted model, not a curated record. Gene Ontology annotation, cellular component: mitochondrion. Gene Ontology annotation, biological process: lactate catabolic process.
UGAGGUUCAGACGAAGAGUGACGCCGUUAUACUGAUCCGGAAGAAAAUUUCAUAUAAACUCUUAACAACUGACGCAAUGUAUAAAAGCUUGGUUAUUUUAUAACGGCUUUUAUAAGGAGUAGAAAAUGACCUUGUUCAGGCAAGCCCUACUCUUCACUUCUUCACGGCUGCCGUUUAUUUGCGGGGGGUGCAGGACAUAUUCUGCUCAAGCUGGAGCCGUCGAGCGGGUCAUUCCAGCGUUUCGCACUGUUAGCGGAGAUGAAGGGGUGUCUGUGGGCUCAGCUGUCAGAGAACAGCACGGCAGAGAUGAGUCUGUGCACAGAUGCCAACCACCAGAUGUGGUGGUGUUUCCUCGAUCUGUAGAGGAGGUCAGUGCCCUUGCCAAAAUUUGUCACCACCACCAACUACCCAUGAUCCCAUUUGGCACAGGGACAGGCCUGGAGGGAGGUGUUGGUGCUCUGAAGGGUGGAGUGUGUUUCAGUUUGAGAAAGAUGGACCAGGUUCUUGAUCUUCACCAAGAGGAUUUUGAUGUGACGGUGGAGCCAGGUGUGACACGCAAAGGCCUGAACUCAUACCUGCGUGACACUGGCCUCUGGUUUCCUGUCGAUCCAGGUGCCGACGCAUCUCUCUGUGGCAUGGCUGCAACUAGUGCAUCAGGCACCAACGCAGUCCGCUAUGGCACAAUGCGUGAGAACGUCCUGAACCUGGAGGUGGUUCUAGCAGAUGGAACGGUCCUCCACACAGCAGGGAAGGGCCGUCGUCCAAGAAAGACAUCUGCCGGUUACAACCUAACAAACCUUUUUGUGGGCUCGGAGGGAACUUUGGGUAUUAUUACCAAAACCACGCUUCGGUUGUUCGGUAUUCCUGAAAGUAUGGUAUCGGCUGUGUGCUCCUUUCCAUCCGUCCAAUCAGCGGUGGACAGCACCGUUCAGGUCCUGCAAGCUGGAGUGCCCAUUGCCCGUAUCGAGUUCUUGGAUGACGUGAUGAUAAACGCAUGCAAUCGCUUCAACAACCUGUCCUAUGCGGUCGCUCCCACCCUCUUUCUGGAGUUCCACGGGAGCUCCAAAAGCAUGGAGGAGCAAGUGUCCAUCACUGAGGACAUCACGCGGGAUAACGGAGGCUCAGACUUCGCCUGGGCAGAAGAUGAGGAGACUCGUGGCCGGUUAUGGAAAGCUCGUCAUGAUGCGUGGUAUGCUGCCCUGGCCCUGAGGCCUGGAUGUAAGGCAUAUUCUACAGAUGUCUGUGUGCCAAUCUCACGACUGCCUCAGAUUAUAGUGGAGACAAAAGAAGAUCUAAUCAGAAACAAUAUUACCGGUCCUAUUGCAGGUCAUGUGGGUGAUGGAAACUUCCAUUGUUUAAUAGUACUGGAUCCCAAUGACCCAGAUGAGGUGCAAAGGGUUCACUCCUUCACUGAGAGACUAGCCAGGAGGGCACUGGCGAUGGAUGGAACUUGUACCGGUGAACACGGGAUCGGCCUAGGAAAGAGGGCCCUGCUCAGAGAAGAGGUUGGUCCUUUAGCCAUAGAGGUCAUGCAGGGCCUCAAAGCCAGUCUGGAUCCCAAAAACCUCAUGAAUCCUGGAAAGGUGUUGUAAUUAAUGCAAACCAGCACAGAACCCUGAAGAAAAUACUCUGCAAUAGGCUUUCUGACCACUAGAUGUCAGGAGAAUGAGAUUAAAAAAAUGAUAAUCAUUUAAACUAGGUUGUUUACAAAAUCUGCACAUGCAAAACAUAAUUUUUGUGAAACGUGCAUGAGAUUUAAGCUCCUUGUGUGAUUAUUAAGGAGUAAAUAAUUUAUUAUUUAGUAUUAUUGUGAAUGCUUAGUAUUAAUGUACAGGGCUGAAUUUUCUAAGAGACUACUACUACUAAUAAUAAAAGUAUUAUUCCGUCCUUUUAUUUUGCUUUUCCAUGGCAAUCUCACACCACUUUGAAAAAUGAAUGAAUGUGAAAUCAUUGUGCCUUGGCAAACUUGUGUUUGGUUUGGCCAUUUACCCUUCUACAUUUCUGUGAAUAUAUUUAUUUAUAUAGAUAUAUUUGCUUCUAAAAAUAGAAUCUGUGAAGCUGAACUCAAAACAAGCUUAACGUGAUGCAGAAAAUAAACUGAAAAUAAUGUCUCUUGUUCUUUCUUAAGUGAUUGUUUUUUUGUGUGUAUUUGCAGUGGACUUAAUAAAAGAAAGCAACAUCUGA